Molecule: messenger RNA, 1851 nt
Organism: Pteropus alecto (black flying fox)
Lineage: Eukaryota; Metazoa; Chordata; Mammalia; Chiroptera; Pteropodidae
Gene: SEC14L3
Product: SEC14 like lipid binding 3
Exons: 12
Coding region: 80-1282 (400 amino acids)
Cellular component (GO): nuclear speck; cytoplasm
Source: RefSeq, a predicted model, not a curated record
GGCCCUGCUGGGUCAGGGCCACAGGCAGGCUUGGCCUCUGUCUGCAGUAGCCCCCAGUCCUCCAGCCUCACCCAGCACCAUGAGCGGCCGAGUUGGAGACCUGAGCCCCAAGCAGGCAGAGACCCUGGCCAAGUUCCGAGAAAAUGUCCAGGACGUGUUGCCUGCCCUCCCCAACCCCGAUGACUAUUUCCUUCUGCGCUGGCUCCGAGCUCGGAACUUUGACCUGCAGAAAUCAGAGGCCAUGCUCCGCAAGUACAUGGAGUUCCGGAAGACCAUGGAUAUUGACCACAUCUUUGACUGGCAGCCCCCAGAGGUGAUCCAGAAGUACAUGCCUGGGGGCCUGUGUGGCUAUGACCGUGAUGGCUGCCCUGUGUGGUAUGACAUCAUUGGGCCUCUCGACCCCAAGGGCCUGCUUUUCUCAGUCACGAAGCAAGACCUGCUCAAGACCAAGAUGAGGGACUGCGAGCGCAUCCUGCAUGAGUGUGACCUGCAGACAGAGCGGCUGGGGAGGAAGAUUGAAACCAUUGUGAUGAUAUUUGACUGCGAAGGCCUGGGAUUGAAACACUUCUGGAAACCACUGGUGGAAGUGUACCAGGAGUUCUUUGGCCUCCUUGAAGAGAAUUAUCCUGAGACCCUGAAGUUUAUGCUCAUUGUGAAAGCCACUAAACUGUUCCCUGUGGGCUACAACCUCAUGAAGCCAUUCCUGAGUGAGGAUACUCGUAGAAAAAUUAUGGUGCUGGGAAGCAACUGGAAAGAAGAUUUGCUGAAACUCAUCAGUCCUGAGGAACUGCCUGCCCAGUUUGGGGGGACCCUGACUGACCCAGAUGGGAAUCCCAAAUGUUUAACUAAGAUCAACUAUGGUGGAGAGAUCCCCAAGUCCAUGUAUGUGCGGGACCAGGUGAAGACUAAGUAUGAGCACUCAGUGCAAAUCAGCCGUGGCUCCUCACACCAAGUGGAGUACGAGAUUCUGUUCCCAGGCUGUGUCCUCAGGUGGCAGUUUUCAUCUGAUGGUUCAGACAUUGGCUUCGGGGUUUUCCUGAAGACCAAGAUGGGGGAGCGGCAGAGAGCAGGGGAUAUGACAGAGGUGCUACCCACCCAGCGCUACAAUGCCCACAUGGUGCCAGAGGAUGGGAGCCUCACCUGUGCAGAAGUUGGUGUCUACGUCCUGCGCUUCGACAACACCUACAGCUUUGUCCACACCAAGAAGGUCAGCUUCACAGUGGAGGUACUGCUCCCGGACGAGGGCAUGCAGAAAUACGACAAGGAACUCACACCUGUCUAGGCAACUUCCUCACUUCUCAGAGACCCCUAAUCUUCUGCUUUCUCUCUACAUAUCCUACCCUUCCCCCAGAAACUGAUCAUUAGUUCUCCUGGCUCUAACAUUAGUGAGUAGAGAAAGCUUCUGUGGGGAAGACUCAUAUGCUGUGGUCAGAUCAGGAGAGGUAUGAGAGGCAUAGCCUUGGAGGAUACCAAGGUUGCAGAAGAGGAAGAAGCAAGGGUAAAAGCAAGAAGUGGAUGUCACUGAAACCCAAGAAAUAGUAAAGUAAAUCUCCUUGCCUUUGCCAUGACUUCUAAGGCAUUUAUAUGUACUUGAAUUCCUUCGUUAUGAGCUAUAAGCAACUUGGGUUGGAGCUGUAUCUAAAUUAUUUUUACUUUUGCUCCUCAUAGAGUAGACGCUCAGUGUAGCCUUGUAAAGUUAAAAGGAGGUAGGGAGCAGGUGAUUCAUGGAUGUGCAUGACAAGACAGAACAUACCCGGGAAGAUUUCAGCACCUUGGACAGGAACAAAGCCAGGAAAGGGAUGAACUUUCUUAAAGAUUCAAUCAGGUUCCAGAUUUCUGGCAGAGGCUGCC